Larimichthys crocea (large yellow croaker) is the source of this 10421-nucleotide messenger RNA. It is a transcript of the gene pkd1l1, whose product is annotated as polycystin 1 like 1, transient receptor potential channel interacting. The transcript is spliced from 55 exons. Gene Ontology annotation, biological process: calcium ion transport. Gene Ontology annotation, molecular function: protein binding; monoatomic cation channel activity. The record is from RefSeq and is a predicted model, not a curated record. Lineage: Eukaryota; Metazoa; Chordata; Actinopteri; Sciaenidae. Gene Ontology annotation, cellular component: plasma membrane. Bases 30 to 9908 code for a protein of 3292 amino acids.
GUGUCAACACAUCCUCAACUGGAGGGACAAUGGAUGUCAGAGGAGAAAGUAAAAGUGUCCUUUCCUUGCCCGUUGGUGUUGGACAGGAAAGUGUGGCACUCUACAGGACUGAAGGACCAUUUCUGCACAGUGUUCGUCUGUCUACCUCUCCAGACAGAGUGCAUGCUGGGAAGACUUUUGUUGUGGAAGUUUCAGGAAACCUGGCUGGACGCCCUGGCCAGCCCUCAGGGAUUCUGGGUCUGGCAGUGCAGGACCUCUCUUACGUCACUGUUGAGAUUCAUGAAACGACCCAUAAAGGUCAAAGAUCACAUCGCGUCAGCGUGUUGGAUGACGGCUCCUUUGUUGUGUCAUCUGCCUGGACUUUGGAAACUCCAGGAAAAUAUGAACUCAACGUCAGUGUCUCCAACCCCCUCUCCACACUCUGCUCCAUUCUCCACCUCUCCGUCUUGCAGCCCUCUCCACACAGCCUGGUGAUCUCUGUGCUUCAUGGCCCUCUGGGCGUCCCAGACUGCAUCCCUUUCCUGCCAACAGACUCCAACAGUGUGACGGUGGAGGCAGCAUAUUUGGGCGACCCAGUCACAUUGCAGGCAGACAUGAGUGAUAGUCUGCCAGUAGAGUUUUCUUGGUGGUUUAAAGGGAAAAACAUGGAGUGUGUAAAGACAGUUUGCCUUUCCAACUCUCAUUGUCUGAACAGUACUGUGACCUGGACCUUUGAAACAGAGGGAGUUCACAUGGUGUCCUUGAAUGCCUCGGGUGCCUAUGGGUGGACACAGGAGACCAUACAUGUUGUGGCUGUGCGUCCUGCUGUCUCUGACCUCAGAGUGAGCGUAUCAGAACAUCUGCUGACAUCCGGCGAGGUUGUUUCUGUGUACGUUGAGCUGUUCACCACCAUGAAGCACCUCCUCAUCCUCAGCCUCACACUGAACUCUGAGCAUGGCAGCACUGACAUGAAGGCUAGUUUAAGCAACAUCACUGAAUGUAAUUUCAGUAAGGACAAUGGAAACAUCAGCACGUCAAACACAGCUAAUAUUAAUAAAGCUGGAGAUCAUUUAAGUGAAAUGACUCACCGGGAGAGCAGCAAUGUUCACAACUGUAACAACAGUAACCGUGGCAACAUCAGCGAUGAUCACAAUCUCCUUCAAAACCACAAUAACAGCUGCUGUCACGAUGGCACCCACUUAUAUCUUCGCUCUGAUACCCAACUCCGCAUCGGCAACUGCUCCAGCUGCCAUUUGCACCUCCAACUUCGCUGCUGCCUCCCUACCACUGCAGGACAGUAUCACCUCAGAGUGUCUGUUCUUUCCACUUCAGACCCUUCAUCAGUGCUGCUCUCCACCGCCCUACCUCGAGCCUUGAUGGUGUACAAGCAUAUACAUGUCCUGAGGCCUUCUGGGAGUUGGAAAUCAGCAGUUUCAACCCAUACAGAAUUCAGCCUGGAGGUUUUCAGCCCCGCCAGCAGGCUGGGGUUGAGAGUGAUUUGGACUUUUAGUUUGGAUGAUGUUAUUGUGAUGAGCAGGACCACUGAAGAGUGGAACUUAAAUGCGUCUCUUACAAUAGCAGGCUGCUACAAAGUAACAGUCGAGGCCUUUAACCCAAUCAGCAGGGCCUCGUUCUGCACGCAAAUCCUCGUUCAAGAUCCAGUUGGAGAGUUGGUGUUGAACGUUCCCAGUGUGAUCACAACGCAUCAAAAACACUCUGUUUUAUUUAGCGUCACAGCGGGGUCAAACGUGACCGUGUCUCUGCUAGUGAAUGCAACACUGCUGUUCAGAAACAGCAGCUACACUGCAGGAGGAGAAACAGCGAUGGUUUUGCUUUUCAACCGCACAGGGGCAGUUGUGGUUGAGCUUCGAGCUGAGAAUGGAGUGUCUUCUCAGAGCAAAAGCGUGAGGGUGUGUGUUGAGAGGAACAGGAAGCCACAAGUUAAAGUUAAUCUAACGUGGCAACCACCUACCAGCCCUGUUCACAGCCUCGUGAACAAUGAAAAGCAAGCUUAUCCCACAAACACAGAUAUAACUUUUCUGGUUGUGGCUGAGGUACCCGACCCUGUGGAGUUCCUUUGGCACUUUGGAGACUCAGGAUCAGUCAGAACCACCUCAAGGACCGUUACUAGAAGAUACCACAAACCUGGCAGGUAUGAUGUAUUUGUAGUCCUGUCGAGCGGCCGGACCUCCCUUACCUCUGAUGUGUUCCCGCUGGUAGUCCAGAGAGCAGUGACGCUCAACCGGCUUCUUCACCAGGCGUCUGUCCUGCUGAACCAAACAGUGACGUUGAGUUGUCGUCUCAACGUGGGGACUGACGUCAGCUUCCUGUGGGACUUUGGAGACGGAUCACACAGGCUGGGACAGAGCACAGAACAACACGUUUUCCACAGGACAGGAGAGUUCACAGUGACAGUAACUGUGUCUAACCUGGUCAGCUCUGCUACUCUAAGCAGUCACAUCUUUGUGGUGGACCGGCCUUGUCAGCCUCCACCAGUCAAAAACAUGGGGCCUCUCAAACUACAGGUGCGAAGAUAUGAGUCUAUCCGUCUGGGGGUGACCUAUGAGACUGAGGUUGAUUGUGACAUUUCAGGAGGUCUUCACUACACCUGGACCUUGUUUGACUCUGCAGGACGUGUCUUCCCUUUACCUCUCAUAGACACACACAGACAGAGCCUCGUACUGCCCAGCCACCUCCUGCACUAUGACACCUACUCUGCCAUAGCCAGGGUUCAGGUCAAUGGCAGUGUGGUGUACAGUAACUACAGUGUGAGAGUGCAGGUGAUACCAAGCCCUCCUGUGGCCGUCAUCCAGGGCGGCACCAACAUCUUCAUUAACAACAGGAACACCACGGUGGUAACCCUGGAUGGACAGAGAUCUUAUGACCCUGACUCUCCCAUGAGCCUACUCAGCUUCACUUGGACGUGUAAACCAGUCAGCUCCAUCACAAGCUCCUGUUUCCACCAAGACGUUCCCACUUCAUCACCUGUGCUCACAUUUCCCGCCAGUUUCCUCAAACACAACUUUGACCAGUUCCAGUUCACGCUCACUAUUCACAGCGGUGAGCGUUCAGCUUCAUCAGAGAUCUUCCUCACAUUAACCUCAAAUGUGAACAGGAAGGUGUCAGUUUACUGCCCUCGGUGCCAGGGAGACGAGGUGAAUUGGGAUCAGUCUUUCUCUGUCAGUGCCUUGUGUGAAGGCUGUGGUAUUCCCCCAAAAGACAUUCAGUACACCUGGAGCUUGUACUUGGUGAAUGCGUCCUCCAAGCCUGUCAUAGAUGUCCCAUUUUGUUACACAGUGGAUCUCAGUGCUCCAUCCAGCAUCAUGGAGGGUCCUGCCACUUCCCCUCAGACUCCUUUGACUUCCACCCUGCAUGCACCUGCUACAGAUGCUUCACAGUACACCUCUGCUCCCAUCUUUCUGAUUGAGAAUGCUGCUGAAACCAGAGCCAAAAAACUACAUUUGAAUGAGAUUGACAGCAUAACAUUAUCAAAGUCAACUAUGGCUGGUUUAACAGAACCUGAGCCCCUGCCUAUGUCUUCUCAAGCCCAUAUAAGAACAGCAGGAUCAGGAGAGGAGCCCUUUUAUCACCCACUGGGAGAGUUUGACCCUCCAGAGCUUUUGUACUCAUCCACUGAAUACCAGCCACUUGCCCUUGACAACAGUGGCGUCCUAUUUUCAGACCAGAGUGACGUUAUCAGUGAAUUCCCAGUUGAUUUGGACUCCUCUGCUGAUUGGGAGUUUUCUUUUCCUGUCCUGGAGAGCGGUGACUUAGGAAGUCGACUAGAUUCAGAUUAUGAUGUUUCCUUGACGAGUGCAGAGGAAGGAGACCCAGGAAUUUCAGCAGGAAGACCCACAGGUGUGGACGGUGAGAGCUUCAAUCCAGGAGAUGAUCCGCUGUUUGAUUCAGCACUUCAUGAAGACCAGGGGAGUAAUCUGGUAGAUUCCAGGCCAUCCGUUGUGAUCCAGCAGCCAGUCCUGCUCGAUUUACCCCGAGAUCAGGUGGAAAGAGGCCUUUUUGAGUCAUACACUGACACAGGAAUUUUCUCCCCGUUGCUCAGCUUUAGACCCUUUAGUAUGAGGUCUGGGAGCAGAUACAUGUUGGAAGUUACUGCCAAAUCUCAUGAUGGUUUUCUGGGCCGUACUCAGCUGUUCUUAAAAACCAACCCUGCUCCAAAAGGCAUGACAUGCCAGGUACAACCAAUGGGAGGAAUGGAGUUACACACACACUUCAGCAUCUUCUGCAGCUCGGGGAAAGAGGAUUUAGUGUAUGAGUAUAGCAUCACUGUAGGAGACAAACCUCGCAGGGUGCUCUAUCAGGGGAGAGACUUCCAGUACUACUCCAGCCUUCCUUCUGGUGACCCAGAUGAUGACUAUAAAGUAACUAUUCACACAGUGAUCAGAAGCAGCACAUAUGGGACAGCCACUAAACCCUGUCCUGUUACCGUCCGAGUCCAACCAGGCUUCUUUAGAGACAACUCCUCUUCUUCCCGUCUUGAUCCUGAUCUGGAGCUUUCAGUGUCAGGUCUGAGGAACCUGUCAGCUCUGGUGCAGCUUGGGAACAUCGUGGAGGUCCGUAACUACAUCAGUCUCAUCUCCAGCAUCCUGAACAGACUCAGCCUGGACACCGAGGCCAACACACAGGCACAGAGACGCACGCGCAAUGUGCUCAUUUGCACAGCGUGUGAGCUCAAGAGCAGAGAACAGGAAUCCAUGGAAGACACCAUCUGCAUUCUCAAAGAUCUUUUGAAAGUUACAAGUCAGGUGUCAUUAGCGAGUGCAAGACGAGUGACAAUUCACGUUCAAGUCAUCUCAGAGCAUUUUCCAGAGUCCAGUGCUCCAGUCUUGUACAAUCUGGACCAAAAGACACUCAACACCCUGGUCGCCCUGCUCUCAUACAGCCUGCAAACUGCCGUCACUGGUAAUAACCUGGCACUAGAAAUGUCCAACAGUGUUGAGAUUAAACAGGCAUUAGAAUCAGGCUCACAUGAGGAAAACAUCAGAAAUGUUAUAGCCCCUUCUAAUGGCUCCAUACCAGACUCAUCCAGUGGUGUUUACAUCAAAAGAAGAGGAUCAAUUUCAACAAAGCAGGCGGUGCAGCUUGUCGCUGAUAUUCUGCAGACUGCUUCAGACCUGAUGCUGAAGUACAUCUUGUUCCAUGAGACUCAGGAGCACAGAGUCAGCACGGGUUUUAUCACCUUGUACGCUGCAUACCAAAACCACACCUCCACAGUCAUCAGCGGUGGCUCAACCAUCUUCUACAUGCCACCCUCUCUGAUCCGGAUUCUGUUUGUUCAUCACAGUAGAAAGACUGAGAGCAGACCACAUCGACCAUGUGCGCUCAGAAUACUAACUGAGCUUACCCACAGCCCUUACACCUGGGCCCACUAUCCUGGAGGGCUUAGUGGACCAGUGGUCGAUCUGAGUCUGUACGAGUGCAGCACGAGGAGAAAGAUCCCUGUUCGCUCUCUUAUUCAGCCAAUAAACAUUGAGCUGCAACAACCACCAAGAAACAAGAGCCCUGUGCACGAGCACGUCCUCUGGCGCAGCCAGGUCAACUAUCACAGCUUCAACAUUACCCAGGAGCACUUGCAGCAGGCCAUCCAGCUGAGUGUGGUCUUCUCGGCACCGCUCAACAAACCAUUUCCCAUCAUGCUGCUUUUCAGGAUGUUUAAGAGGCCGACUCCCAGCAUGCACCAUCUGCACAGGAUUCAUCACUGGGAGAGCAACACCACCCGCUUCACUCUGCCCUCAUCCUACCUCAGUGCUGCAGGUGUUGGUCAUCUGGCUCUGCUCAAUGCUGAUUUUGGAAAAGUACCCAGACACAAGCACCUGAGUGAACAGGUCAGCUACAGCUUCACAGUGGACAGUAGUUUAUGUUUGUCCUGGGAUGCCCACCAGGGGGCCUGGACACACUACGGCUGCAGGACACAGCAAGCAGACAAAACUACUGCAGCCAACUGCAGUUGUCACCAGUUGAGGCCUCUGACUGUGGUGCAGAGGCAGAUCCCGAGCAGCCAUGACACAACCGAUCUGGACCCAUUCCUAAGUGUGUCCAGUGAUCUGACAGUGCUGGGUGUGCUGGUGCUGUGUGUGUGCCUGUACAUCCCGGGGUUGGUGUUGUGUAAGAGAGCUGAUGUCAUCUCCGAGGCGAAUCAGAGAGUCCACUACCUUCCUGACAACUCGCCACGUGACCCAUAUCUCUAUGCCGUUACAAUCUACACUGGUCCCUGCUCUGCAGCCUGUAUGAGUGCAAAGGUUUACAUAGUGCUGAAUGGUGAAAAUGGAAUCUCGCAGACAAGAGAACUACAAAUGCCAGGAUGCACUCUGUUCAGAAGGAACUCUCAAGACACCUUUAUAAUCAGUGCAGCAGACAGCCUGGGCCAACUGUGGGGGAUCCACAUCUGGCAUGACAACUCUGGACCCUCUCCAAACUGGUACCUCAAACAAGUGGAGGUAUCUGAGGUGAACAGAGGGCAUGUGAAGGGACGUGAGUGGCUCUUUGUCGGUCAGUGCUGGUUGGCUGUGACCAAAGGCGAUGGACGGGUGGAGAGAACACUGCGAAUCAGCACUCAAGGAAUAGGUUUUGCUAAGAUGUUGUAUCUCAAGCUAUCUGACUACUUGGCCGACCGCCAUCUCUGGAUAUCUGUGCACAGCUGCCCCUGCCCUCACUCAUUCACACACACUCAAAGACUUAGCGUGAGCUUGCUGCUACUGCUCGGGUACGCAUGUGUGAACGCAGUGAUCAUAUCACACAUGGAAGAUCAGUUGCCGUUCGAGUUGGGGGUUAUUGAUGCAUCAACUGUUUCCAUGACAACUGGAGUAUUAAGUGUGGUGGCAGUGUUGCCUGUAGCAGCAAUUAUAUCCUUCCUGUUCCGACUGCGUGAGGUCAAGUUGACGGGGUCAGGAGUCCAACAUGCAACAGGCGGGAAGACUGAAAAGGACUUUUUUGAAGAUGCCCUUUCAGUAACUGACAGUACAUCUGAGCCAUAUCUCUCUUGGAGCAGUCUCCAGCAGUGGGCACAGGAAGCCUGGAGGAGAAAAUACCAGGACACAGAGUCGCUGCCAGCUUUCACUACAAUUCUGGAAAAUAAAAACACAGACAAAGAGCCUGUAAUCCUAAUAGAUGCGGCCAUAAGAGAGUCAGAGGCAGUCGAAGCGUUGCCGAUCACUGAGGGCAACAAUGUUAAUCAAGCACCUCAAGGGAAAGAGUCUGACCUUUUAGGUGAAAGCAUCACGUUUUAUAGAACCCAUAAAGCUCUUCUGUCUGAUACGAGGGAUGGCGAUGAAGAACCUCAAGGGAAAAGGAAGGAAGGAGGCCAUCAACAGAAAACAUGGCCUGGUCACAGCAGUUGUCACCGUGUCAUCGACAAGCUGAAAGGGAGCGGAUUCAGACCAGUAUCCCAGUGGAGUCACUAUUUGGCCUGGACACUGUGUCUGUUGUUGUCCCUCCUCUUCCUUAUACUCUCUGCAGUGCUGGGAACAAGGUUCAGCAGCAGCAAGGUUCUGCUGUGGAUACACUCUUUUUUCUUCUCCCUGAUCUCUUGCAUCUUCCUCAUCCAGCCAGCCGUGAUAAUCACAAUGGCAGUGACCGUCUCUUUUUGGUACCGAAAAAGAGCGGACUUUCAUAGUUUCUCCAGUAUAAGAGAGUUUGAAGCUUCAAAUCUGUGGAGCCACAAUAGUGGUAAUCAACCAGAAAAACAGAUUCCUCCAGAAAGAUGCACAUACCUUGAAAAGUUGCUUGGAGCUCGUCAACGUGCCCGGUACCUCCGUCUUGUGCGCCCGCCGUCCCCAGCAGAGCUGAGAAAAAUUCGCAGGAAGGAAAGAAGAGAGACUCUUAUCCAUAACAGCCUUAGGGAUUUGUCUGUCUGUGGCUGCAUGCUUUUCUUGAUGCUGUGUAUAAAUUAUGGCAGCUCAUUCACUGACCAUUACCACCUCAACAAAGCUGUCAGAAAACAGUUUAUAAGAGGCCAUGAUAAUGCAUUUAUGUCCAUACAAAAGCAUGAGGACUGGUGGAAGUGGGCACAGACCAGUCUGCUUAAUAUACUGUACAAGAAUGCAUCAGCUACAACUGAGUCACACAUCCUGAUUGGAGAGCCAAUCCUGUGGAAGACGGAGAUGCCCGGCUCAUUUAAGGACCAGGUCUCUAGUGUGACUCUUGUACCAGAAUAUCUUCGCUUGUUCUUGUCUCGGAGCAGAACAUCCACUCACCCUCAGUCUGAUGUUUUUGUUCCUAUGGCAACGCCCCCAAGAACAUGCGGUCACCUGGGCUGCUACUCAAGACCAAAUGCUGCAGUUGGCUUCGGCCACACAAAGUCUGACGCUGCCUCCAAACUGAGGCUCCUGCAUUCAGGUGGCUGGCUGGACAAACAGAGAGUGGCUGUUGAGGUCCACUUCACUUUGUUCAGCCCUGCACCCAACUUGUUCACCAGUGUGACCAUGCUUGCUGAGCAGAGCCCCACCGGUGUCCUGCUGCCCUCUGCCAAAGUCCAGUCAGUUAGAGUGUAUCACACUCCUGUUGUGUGGGACUAUGUUGUUAUGGCGUGUCAGCUCCUCUUCCUUCUCUUGUCUUUGAUGCAACUCUGUAAUCAAGUGUACACUCUAGGACAGCAAGGGCUGAUGGGAUACUGGACGACACCCUGCAACUGGCUGGAAGUCAGUUUGCUGACAGUAACCCUACUAUACUACAUUUAUUACGUCUAUCACUCUGUUAUUAUAUUGGAGGUUGUGGAGCUGCUGCAGAGACACAAUCACCGAGGACAUGUUGAUGUCAGCCUCUUGGCCACCUGGGAACAAAAUAUUCGCACUCUCCGUGCUGUUACGCUCUACCUCCUCACCAUGAAGUGUGUGACUGUGUUGAGGAUGAACAGGACAAUGGCCACCUCUGCUACACUCCUUACCCGCUCUCUGACCAGCCUUUUCUGGCCAACGGUUUCAGGUCUCAUCCUGCUGGUGGCGCUGUCCUGCAUGGGGAAUGUCCUGUUUGUUCAAAGCUCCUGGGCCUUCAGCUCUCUAUCCCGCUCCCUUCAGACCCUGCUCUGUCUCUACUGGAGUCCCAGGACUGCUGGAGGCCUCCACUUCUCCUGGCAUGAUUUUCUUUACCGUGGAGUUCUCUACCUGUCCUCCACUGUGGUGUGGACAGCAGUGGUGAAAGGUGUGGUCUCCUCGUUGGUCAGAAGUGUCAAAAGAUCUCAAAACCAGAAGAAUGUCUUUACUGCGGCAGAAUUAUUCGCCUACAUCAGACGGAGGGUUUCUGAAUUCACAGGGCGACGUAGACAAGCAUUGAUUGAAAAUCACGUGGAAGGGAAGACAUAUUACUUUGAGGAGUUUGAAAGCUUAGUGGAUGAACUAUUGUUCAGACUAAACGCCCUCUCAAACAGCCUGCACCACACUCUGCCCCCAAAAUCCCAUCGUUAUAUGGAGGAGGACAGUCCUGUCAUCUCACCCAUACAGGAGCCCUUUAAGAUGGACGCAGAGGACUUUAUAAGAACACAAAUAACAGACGAGACAAUGGUGAGUGAUCGCACAGAUGACAGUGGCUGUGGGGAAACUCUAUCUGCAUCACACCUGCUCAGGUCCAAUCUUGAAGUAGAGAUCCUGCCGUUCCUGCAGCAGAGAGGCCAAAGGGGAGUUAAUCCCUCCUCAGAAGCUGUUGUGGCAUCGGAUAAUUCACAACAACCUGAAACAAGAGCUGAAGAAAAGCCAAAAGACAGAGAGCCUCAGACUUAUUUUAAAGCACAAAACUAUCAGCCCCUCCCGGAGUCAGCAUCACUCAUCAGGGUUUGGACAGAAGAUGUUCUGGAGAAGCAAGUUGACCAGUGGACUAAAACAAAUGACAGUUGCUGGUUAAGUAAAAGUCAGGCGACGCAUACAGAGGUGGUGGUGGAAGUUCUGGUGCACGAGGAGCCUGGGAGUGUAGAGACAGGUUAACAGUUUAAGGAGAUGACAGUUGUGGAAACUAGAUCUGCAUCGUAUGUGUCGUAUGUACCCAGCAUCUUCUUAUAUUACCUAGAUCACAUAAACAUUUGACAUAAAGUGUUUGGUCCUUCAUAAAAAGGCUCAGUUACAAAAACUUUAUAACUAGUUUUAAUAGCUUUAUGACUAAUUUAUAAAUACUAAUAUAAGCCUUUGUAAUUUGUAAUACAUUUUUGAUUGCAAGGCUGUUGGUAAAAAGGUCAACAAUAGGGGUGGUCGGUAGUGUAGUGGGUUAAGCGCCUGCCCCGUGUGUGGAGGCUACAGUCCUCACCGCAGCCGGCCCCGGUUCAAAUCCUGCUUUGGACGGCCAUUUACUGCGUGUCAACCCCCUCUCUCUCUGCUUCCUGUCUAUCUUUACCUGUCUUAUCAUAAAAGGCCUAAAAAAGGUCAUUUAUAAGGCAUAUAGUUGUCAAUAAAUGUCUCUUAGUUAAGAUUUUAUGCAUCAUUUUACCUCAAUGUGCUUGCAAC